Messenger RNA from Danio aesculapii, 2746 nucleotides. It is a transcript of the gene acsl1a, whose product is annotated as acyl-CoA synthetase long chain family member 1a. The record is from RefSeq and is a predicted model, not a curated record. Gene Ontology annotation, cellular component: endoplasmic reticulum; membrane. Gene Ontology annotation, biological process: very long-chain fatty acid metabolic process; long-chain fatty acid metabolic process; long-chain fatty-acyl-CoA biosynthetic process. Bases 229 to 2322 code for a protein of 697 amino acids. Lineage: Eukaryota; Metazoa; Chordata; Actinopteri; Cypriniformes; Danionidae. Gene Ontology annotation, molecular function: arachidonate-CoA ligase activity. The transcript has 22 exons.
CUGCUAUUCAUAGCUAAGAGUUUCCUCUAGAGCUGCUUAGGUCAGUUUAAAUACUACGACAGAAAGCGUCUCUUUAAAAAGCAACGUUUUUUAUAUUUACGCACACACAUAGACCGAGGAAGCUGUACAUUAAUGGUUACAGGUUUCCAAGAUUCCAACAACUCAUGAAGGUGUAUUGAACUACUUGAGGGUGAGAAAAUUACAUUGCUAAGCUGAGUCGUGAAAGCGAUGCAGGCCCAGGAUCUGAUCCGGCACCUGCGGAUGCCUGAGCUGGAUGAUUUGAGGCAGUAUGUGCGCAGUUUACCCACCAACACCCUCAUGGGCAUGGGUGCAUUCGCUGCCAUCACCACAUACUGGCUGGCCACCCGUCCCAAAGCACUUAAGCCACCCUGUGACCUCACCAUGCAGUCUGUAGAGGUGCCGGGUAAGGAAUAUGCACGUCGCUCUAUCCUAAUGGACAAUGACACAUACAUGACGUACUACUAUAAAGACGCUCUGACAAUGUAUGAGUUUUUCUUACGAGGACUAAGAGUGUCAAAUAACGGUCCAUGUUUGGGGUCACGAAAGGCAGGCCAGCCAUAUAAAUGGCUGUCAUAUAAAGAGGUUGCAGACAGGGCAGAGUUUGCAGGUUCAGCUUUACUCCACAGAGGUCACAGUCAAUCAGGAGACAAAUACAUUGGCAUCUUCGCACAGAACAGACCAGAGUGGACGAUUUCAGAGUUGGCAUGUUACACAUAUUCACUGGUGGCAGUGCCACUGUAUGACACACUGGGUACAGAGGCCAUCAGCUAUGUCAUUGACAAAGCUUCCAUCACCACCAUCAUCUGUGACAUCGCGGAUAAAGCUCGUCUGAUCCUGGACUGUGUGUCUGGCCGGAAACACAGCGUCACGACUAUAGUGAUCAUGGAGAGCUUUGACAGUGAGCUGACAGCACAAGCACAAAACUGUGGCAUCGACAUCAUCAGCCUCAAGGAGCUGGAGGCUAUUGGCAAAGCAAACCACAAGACACCCAUUCCUCCUAAACCUGAGGACCUGGCACUGAUUUGCUUCACGAGUGGAACUACAGGAAAUCCAAAGGGAGCGAUGCUCACACAUGGAAAUGUUGUUUCCAAUUGUUCUGCUUUCAUUAAAAUUACAGAGGAGUCCCUGAAACUUUGUCCUCAAGAUGUUCUCAUCUCCUUCUUACCACUAGCGCAUAUGUUUGAAAGAGUAGUCGAGGGUGUGCUUCUGUGCCACGGGGCCAAGAUUGGGUAUUUUCAGGGUGACAUCCGUCUCCUAAUGGAUGAUUUGAAGAAUCUUAAGCCCACUAUAUUUCCUGUGGUGCCAAGACUACUCAACCGCAUGUUUGAUAAGAUCUUUGGCCAGGCGAACACUCCUCUUAAAAGAUGGCUGUUGGAUUUUGCCACCAGCAGGAAAGAAGCGGAACUUAAAAGUGGAGUUGUGAGGAAGGACAGCAUGUGGGAUAAAUUAAUCUUCAGCAAAGUACAGGCCAGUCUCGGUGGGCGUGUGAGGCUGAUGAUCACAGGAGCUGCUCCAGUGUCUCCAACAGUCCUCACUUUUCUGCGAGCAGCACUGGGUUGCCAGUUUUAUGAAGGUUACGGGCAGACAGAGUGUACUGCAGGCUGCACAAUGUCACUUCCUGGAGACUGGACAGCCGGCCAUGUGGGAGCGCCGCUGCCCUGUAACUUUGUUAAGCUGGUGGAUGUAGCUGAAAUGAAUUACUUUGCAGCAAAUGGAGAGGGAGAGGUGUGUGUGAAAGGACCAAAUGUGUUUCAAGGUUACCUGCAGGACCCGGAGCAAACCUCAGGGGCUGUGGAUAAAGACGGCUGGCUGCACACCGGAGACAUCGGCAAAUGGCUUCCGAAUGGCACUCUGAAGAUUAUCGACAGGAAGAAACACAUUUUUAAGCUGGCCCAGGGUGAAUACAUCGCUCCAGAAAAGAUUGAGAACAUCUACAUCCGCAGUGACCCUGUGGCUCAGAUCUUUGUACAUGGAGACAGUCUGCAGGCAUGUUUAGUGGGUGUUGUUGUUCCUGAUCCAGACUUUCUCCCAGGAUGGGCAAAGAAAAGAGGCAUUGAGGGAUCCUUCAAUGACAUGUGCAAAAGCAAGGAAGUGAAAAAUGCCAUCCUAGAGGAUAUGAUUCAGCUUGGGAAAGAAGCUGGACUGAAGUCUUUCGAACAGGUGAGAGACAUCGCUCUGCACCUGGAAAUGUUCUCUGUUCAGAACGGCCUCCUCACACCAACACUGAAAGCUAAGAGAACCGAGCUGAAGAGCCGCUUCAGAGAGCAGAUCGACCAGCUCUAUGCCAAAAUCAAAAUGUGAGCAGCUGGACAGAGACCCCCUCCUCCGUCCACAGUGAGGGAACUACAACACCCCAGAAUACACACUUUGACAAAGGAGGUGCUCCAGUUCUGUCAUGCUGUUGGGAGUGAAGGACCACUAGUGGACUCUAUAAAACUUUUUUCUUUUCUACCACUUGGAGGAGCUGUAGUCGUCCCUCAGCCCCGUCAGAAAAGCACAUGCCAAACAUUUCACCAGCCCUGAUCAUCAUCUGGGACGACAACUGAAGAAAACUGGAAGCUGAACCAACCCAAUGCCUUAGGCCAGUCAAUGCCUUGAGUCUAACGAGCCAGACGAGAUCAUGUUAAUUCAAACGACAGACUGAAACAGCUUGGGCCUCAUUUAUAAAGUCUAUGCUCAGAUUUGAUCUCGGUGUGUGUGUGCGCGCUUAAAUAAACAGCAAUGU